CAAACAAAGGUGCUCAAUCCUUCUUUGUGAUUGCGUCUAGAAAUUUCCGAUCCAAGGGACCACCCAGUUUCUCCAUCUCAUCCAAUUGCUACAUGAUAAUGAGGAACUAUAUCUAGAACCUUCUAUUCAAUUAUUGAUCACACUCACUAUUCUCUUCUAUGUAUAUAAUCUUUUAACUUCCCACUCUAUGGUUAAUAACUUCAAUAUCACAUUAAUCCGCUCAUCACACGAACAACCAACUUCAAAGCAUUAACAGCCAAAUUUCACAUAUCGAAACUGCAAAACCCAUCAAGUUUACCAUAAAAAAGAAAUUGAAAAUGAACUAUGUUUACUCAGUGAAAGAAGAAUACGUAGAACCUUUACCAUUAAGAAAUGAAUACCUGCCAACGAUUCCACCUCCGUUGCCAAUGGAGGAACUUCAUGAGAUAGGACCCCCACCAUUCCUCACCAAAACAUUUGAUGUGGUGGACGACACGACCACCAAUCACAUAGUUUCGUGGAGCAGAGGUGGCACCAGCUUUGUUGUUUCGGAUCCACAUAACUUCUCCAAUCUUCUCCUUCCAAGAUACUUCAAACACAAUAACUUCUCAAGCUUUAUCAGACAACUAAACACUUAUGGUUUUAGAAAAAUAGAUUCAGAUAGAUGGGAGUUUGCAAAUGAAGGAUUCCUCAAAGGUCAGAGACAUCUGUUGAAGAACAUAAGGAGAAAGAAGACACCUUCUCACACUACUUCUUCCCAGCAAGGAAAGAGUCACAGUGUUGAAGUUAGUAGUUUUGAACUGGAUGUAGAAAUUAAUCGUUUGAAGAAACAGAAGCAGGUAUUGAUGAUGGAGCUUGUGAGUCUUAGACAGCAGCAAUAUAAUACCACACUCUACCUUCUUGAGAUGGAGCAAAAGUUACGAGGGAUAGAAACCAAGCAGAAACAGAUGAUGUCAUUCUUAGCUAGAGCUAUGAAAAACCCUGCCUUUAUCCACCAACUACUCCAACAAAAAGAGAAGAAAAAGGAGCUUGAAGAAACCAUGGCCAAAAAGAGAAGGCUAGGUAUUGGACAAUCAAGCAGUGAAGGUGAAGAAAGAAGAAGCAGUGUUGUUAAAGUUGAGCCUUUAGAAUUAAGUGAUUAUGAAUUUGGGGUUUCAGAGAUGGAAAUGCUAGCUAUGGAAAUUCAAGUUUUUGGAAGGGGGGAGAUGGAUAAGGAGGAAAUACCUGAGACACUAGAAUCACAAGAGAGUAGGGAUAGAGUACUUGAUGACGAAGGGUUCUGGGAAGAACUAAUGUUUAGUGUGAAAUUUGAGGGUAUAUUUGGCCUACCGACUGCUGAAGAUAAAAAUGAUUCAAGUGAACCAUUGAAUCAAGAAUUCAGGAUUAACUCUUUUCAUUCAGUUCACUAGCUUCAACUCUUCCAUGCAGAAGGAAAAUAAUUUACUUCUUGGUGUUUCCAAUAAUAUCCUUAUUAUAUAUUCUUUUGUAGUACUUGUUUAAAUCCAAAUUAUCUCACUUUUCUCUUAAGUUUGAUUAGGUAGGUUUCUGCUGGUGCUGGGACAAGAUUCUUUUAUAGUAAUAAUUGUCAUUAUUUAUCUCAAGAUUACUCAGAAGAUGUAGGAUGAACAAGAAGUAGCUGAUCUCCAACAAGCAUAACUGAAUGAACACUAUGACGAAAGUUUGUGAAAUAGGUCUGUGUCUUCCUCGUACCACUUUAUGCUUUUAUGCCAUCUCUUAUUUAUUUGUUUUGCUUUAGUAUAUUUUGUCAAUCUUUACACAGUUUUAGUAUAAAAUUUGGUGGGAUUAAGGGUCUCAAAUCAUAUAAUCUAUGAAGUACAUAUACCGACACAUACACUAACACGUCGACAUUGAUAAUAAUUUGAGAAAAUGAAUCAAUUGAAUGUAAUCAAUGUGUUAAUGUCGUAUUGUCGUCUGACACCACCAACAUAUGUCGAACAGUGGAACACGCAUUCGAUCAGAAGUGUCAGUGCUACUGAGCAUAUAAUCCUUCAAAGUAGUCUUCUAAUCCAAGCAUGCUAAGUGGCUUAACUGUAUGGACUUUGUCUGCAAUUGUGAAGUUCAACAGGGAAAAGAAAAUAACAAUAGGUCUCGUUAGAUUUGAUUAAAUUUUUCUGUCUUGAUUCAACCUACCUCCCAUGAACAAACUGUAACAAUUUCAAUUACACCACUUCAAAUAUACCUAUUAUUUAGAAACUAACAUAACAUGCUAUCGAGUUUCAAAUUUUUUUCACAAUGUCCUUCAAAAAAGGUUAAUCUUUACAAUGCAUAUAUUUUUAAUAUAAUACAGGUCAAUUACUAUUUUUACAGCAUUACUCUAAUCUAGAAUUGAAUUUUGUAUCAACCUUCAAGUCAAUUAUCUAGAAGUGCGAGCUAUGGUUAUUGCAACCGUUAGAGCAAUAAACCCCUAAAAAACCAGAAACAGAGGUAGCAGUAUGCAGAAAAAUAGAACAAGAUCAAAGCAUGAGUUUUCUAAUCCAAAAUGCGUAAGAGAAAUCAGUAGAAGGAAAGAAACAAAAAAAGAGUUUGAUGACAAACUUCGACAAAUUGAUGCUUAUGUCUCUAGGACAACUAAAGAGUUAACUAAGGUUACAAUGAGGAAUUGCUCCCCUUCCCUCUCCAUUUCUCUGUUUUUCUCAAAAUUUUCUCAGUUACAAUUACACUCAAAGCUCACCAAUAAAUCUCUCAUACAGUUUCUCUCAAUAUAAUUCUUUCAAUCAAACUAUGUGAAUAAUCAUAUCACUCACAGGCACAAACCCUCUAAGAAAGAGUAUUACAAAUAGAGGGGAGAUAACAAAAAGUUAGUUAUAAUAAGGGAAAACAAAAUAACAUAACAAAAAGUAUAGCCAUAUAUGCCACAUCAGCAACAAUUAUUGUGAUGUAAUCCAAUUAGUGUCGUUGUUUACUUAACGGGUAGUUGGUGACAGUUAAGUUUGUUAGUUCAAUUUAGUUAGUACACAUUAAAUUCAUCCUCUAACAAAAUUGGUUAGUGUCGUUGUUUACUUAAAUACUUGAUGAGCAAUCAAUAAAAUUUUAGAUUGUUCAUUCAUACUUUCAUUCUCAUUACUUUGUACACAUUAAAUUCAUCCUCUAACAAAAUUGGUAUCCAGAGCCAUCACAGUUCUUGGUGAUUUUCCAAAGUGUUUGUGUUCUUGAGUAUGCUUCAGUUUUUUCUGAAAUUCUCUUCAUAAUGCCUAUCAAUGGUAGCAAUAGUGGUUUUCUUGGCAAUCUCCCCAUUCUUGAUGGCAAGAAUUGGGAUUGACAGCAUACUCAAAUGAAAGUUUUGUUUGGUUUUCAAGAUGUUCUUGAACUGGUCACAGUCGAGUUCAAUAAAUUGGGUGAAAAUCCCACUGACGCAGAGAGAGUUGCUCAAAGAAACCAAGAAGGACUGUAAAGCUAUGUUCUUGAUUCAUCAAUGUGUUGAUGAUAACAACUUUAAAAGGUGUCAAAUGCAACUACAUCCAAGGAGGCGUGGGAUUCUCUUGUGAAGUACUGGUGAUAAGGUGAAACUACAAGCUCUUAGGCGACACUCGUGUGCUUGCAUUAAAGAACCAGAUGAAGACAUGUGGAGAGAUCAUCACUGAUAAGAUGAUUGUGGAGAAAAUCAUGAGAACUUUGCCUAGUCAAUUUGAUCAUAUUGCGGUUGCUAUUGAAGAAUCCAAGAAUGUGGAGGAUAUGAAAAUUAAGGAGCUUCAAAGUUCUUUAAAGGCACAUGAAAUUCGUUUAAUAGAAAGAUCUGCUGCCAAAUCCAGUGAACAAGCUUUAGAAGCUCAUGUGUCCAAAUGGGGGUGGAAAUGAGAAAUGGAAGGGAAAGAACAAUAAAUGGAAAGAAGGGUAAAUAAGUUCAAUAAGAGGAAGGUCCAAUGUUUCAAUUGCAACAACUUUGGCCAUUUUACUGAUGAGCAGCAACUCUAGGUAUAAGUGUCAAUUUCAGAAGUUCAUUAAUUAUUGGUCUUAGUUCACAUAUUGAAUAGGCAAAAAAAUUUCAUAGUUAAAAAGAUCUAAAAAAAGUCUCGUAAUAAA
This is a messenger RNA of Cicer arietinum (chickpea), 4020 nucleotides long. NCBI's taxonomy places the organism in Eukaryota, Viridiplantae, Streptophyta, Magnoliopsida, Fabales, Fabaceae. The record is from RefSeq and is a predicted model, not a curated record.